Molossus molossus (Pallas's mastiff bat) is the source of this 3745-nucleotide messenger RNA. It is a transcript of the gene ACVRL1, whose product is annotated as activin A receptor like type 1. Lineage: Eukaryota; Metazoa; Chordata; Mammalia; Chiroptera; Molossidae. Gene Ontology annotation, molecular function: transforming growth factor beta receptor activity, type I; SMAD binding; ATP binding. Gene Ontology annotation, cellular component: plasma membrane; BMP receptor complex. The record is from RefSeq and is a predicted model, not a curated record. The transcript has 10 exons. Bases 42 to 1553 code for a protein of 503 amino acids. Gene Ontology annotation, biological process: angiogenesis; cellular response to growth factor stimulus; dorsal/ventral pattern formation.
GCGCCCGUGCCCUGCCGCCAGCCGGGCGGGCCCACAGGACCAUGACCUUGGACCCCCUCAGGAGAGGCCUUCUGAUUCUGUUAAUGGCUUUGAACCUGACCCAGGGUGACCCUGUGAAGCCCUCCCAGGGUCCACUGGUGAACUGUACAUGCAUGAACCCAUAUUGCCAUGAGCCUAUCUGCCAGGGCGCUUGGUGCACUGUGGUGCUGGUACGGGACGAGGGCAGGCACCUCCGGGAAGAGCGAGGUUGUGGGAGCUUGCACGAAGACCUCUGCAGGACACGCCCCACCGACUUUGUCAACCACUACUGCUGCUACAGCUCCCUCUGCAACCAGAACGUGUCCCUGGUGCUGAAGGCCACCCCAACCCUGGAGCAGCCGCAAGCAGAGAGCCAGCUGCCUCUGAUCCUGGGCACUGUGCUGGCCUUGCUGGCCCUGGUGGCCCUGGGUGCCUUGGGCCUGUGGCAUGUCCAGCGAAGGCAGGAGAAACAUCCGGGCCUGCACAGCGAGCUGGGCGAAUCAAAACUCAUCCUGAAGGCAUCCGAGCAGGGGGACAGCAUGUCAGGGGACCUUCUGGACAGUGACUGUACAACAGGCAGUGGCUCAGGGCUCCCCUUUCUGGUGCAGAGGACAGUGGCACGGCAGGUCGCCCUGGUGGAGUGUGUGGGGAAGGGCCGCUAUGGCGAGGUGUGGCGAGGCCUGUGGCAUGGUGAGAGUGUGGCCGUCAAGAUAUUCUCCUCGAGGGAUGAACAGUCCUGGUUCCGGGAGACCGAGAUCUACAACACAGUGUUGCUCAGACAUGACAACAUCCUAGGCUUUAUUGCCUCGGACAUGACUUCCCGCAACUCGAGCACGCAGCUGUGGCUAAUCACGCACUACCACGAGCAUGGUUCGCUGUACGACUUUCUGCAGAGGCAGGCCCUGGAGCCCCAGCUGGCCCUACGGCUGGCUGUGUCCGCGGCCUGCGGCCUGGCGCACCUGCACGUGGAGAUCUUUGGCACUCAGGGCAAACCCGCCAUCGCCCACCGCGACCUCAAGAGCCGCAACGUGCUGGUCAAGAGCAACCUGCAGUGUUGCAUUGCGGACCUGGGCCUGGCUGUGAUGCACUCACAGGGUAGCGAUUAUCUGGACAUCGUCAACAACCCGCGAGUGGGCACCAAGCGGUACAUGGCCCCCGAGGUGCUGGAUGAGCAGAUCCGCACCGAUUGCUUCGAGUCCUACAAGUGGACGGACAUCUGGGCCUUCGGCCUGGUGCUGUGGGAGAUCACCCGCCGGACCAUUGUCAAUGGCAUUGUGGAGGACUACAGGCCACCCUUCUAUGAUGUAGUGCCCAACGAUCCCAGCUUUGAGGACAUGAAGAAGGUGGUGUGUGUUGACCAGCAGACCCCCACCAUCCCCAACAGGCUGGCUGCGGACCCGGUCCUCUCAGGCAUGGCUCAGAUGAUUCGAGAGUGCUGGUACCCCAACCCCUCUGCCCGCCUCUCUGCACUGAGGAUCAAGAAGACACUACAGAAACUCAGCAGCAGUUUUGAGAAGCCCAAAGUGAUUGACUAGCCAAGGGCCUGACACCUGACUCCCCUCAGCCUGCAGUGUGUGGGGGGAGGGGGAGGCGGUGAAUGGAGGUCUAAUGGGUGGAGGAAGUGUGUGUGCUGGAGAGGGACGUGCCCCUCUAGGGGCACCCGUGUCUGCCUAGCUCUGCCCCCAGCCCAUCCAGCCAAAAAUACAGCUGGGCUGAAACUCGAUCUCCCCACUGUCUGGCCUGCUCAGAGUAGUAGGCUCCCUGACGCCUGGCUCUGUCCCCACCACCAUGCCCUGGGCACACCCCCUACUACACCAGGACAGAAUGCAAAGGAGGCCCCAGAGCUAGGAGGGCCAAGCCAGGGAAUCCCGGUCUCUUGGGCCAAGAGCCUGGGCCUGCACUUUACCCCCUGCCCUCGGUCAACCCCACUGCCCUACCAGACCUGGUACUGCCACAGUGGCACAGGGCCCAGUCCAGCCUUCUCCAGACACCCUGCCCUGCCAGGCCUUAGCUUCUGGCCCAAGCCCCAGACACCCAGGGCCCAUGAGUUUCUCUCCGAGGGUCUGUAGCUCCGCUCCAUGAUGCCUUGGGCCUCUGUCUCCUGGACAAGACCCCUGCUAGCUGACUACCAGCUGCCUGAGACCUGGAGCCUAUCCUGGGCCCCUCCUCUGCCCCCAUCCUGGCCGCAGGUGUGGCGGGUAGUAAGCCAUUGGAGAAGUGGCAGGUGAGAUGGGUAAGGCCAGGACUUUGAGAAUAACUAAGAGGCCAGUGAGGCCAAGCAUGGGUGGGGAAGGCUCAGCUGGGAGUCAGAGACCCAGGUUCUGGUCCUGGAUGCUGCUAAAUGACAAGGAGGAGGCCGUCGCUGUCCCAGGACCUGUUUCUUCAUCUGCAUAUCGAAAGAGUUGGUCCUGAUGCCCUCUGAGGUUUUCUCAGCUCUAAUUUUCUUUGAAAUGUCAGCAUGUUCAGAACUCAAUUCAUAGUGUCCUCUUCUCCUAUGCCCCAGCCCCUGGCAAUUUGCCCCAAGACGGGGAUUUGAAAAUAACUUUAUCUGAGGCCAGGAGUGGCUAAGACGCCUCCUAGUCUAAUUCUACAGGCUCCAGUUCCUGCCAAUGGCCAUCCUUGGGCUCAGACAGUCCCUGGCCUUUUGGCAGACAAGUCAGCCCUUGUUGCCUCUGUGGCUUUGCCUUCUCUACCCAGCACUAGAGGAGCCGAUGCUGGCUUCCUGCAGCGCCUCCAAGGUUCAAGAGAAAUCUGACUCCAGCCAAUAAGCCUCUAGCACCCAGGUCCUGCUCCCCACUGCCCCUGGCCCAGGCCCACACCCUUGGCCAGGUCCCGGAGAGUGUGUGUCUAGAAAGAACCUGGUGGUUGUAGAGAAACACAUGGCAAGUUUGGUGUUUGGAAGCCCGUGCGUUGAGGAGGUUAGCCUGAGCCAUGGGCAGGUGGAUGGGCUCGGGAGCAGUGGUUUGGAGGCAGAGUCUGAUGGGUGGUGGGGUUGGGCUCAUGCUAGGGACAAGGACAGCCCCACCUUGGGAAGACCUGACCUCACAGCCCUCAGUCCUUGUGGCAGGGUGGAGAAGAAGCCUCAGCUCUUCACAGGAGGCGAAUAAAACAGCCUCCUCCCUCCUGUUGUGAACGACCCAGUGCAGCCUCCGUGGGCCAGCUUCGUGAGUGUUCCUUCCACCAUCGCCGCCAGGCACUUUCCCAGGCCUGUCUCCCAGCAUUGUGCAAGGUCCCUGGGGGAGAACCAGGAAGUGAAACUGAGUGAAAACAAAAGCUAGAUGGACCUGCAGGGUUCCCAGAUCAUCACGGGGCAGCUUGCUUCAUGUCUUCUGGUCAUUGGAACCCACCCAGCCCAGAAAUCAGUUCUUCCCUGAAAGAUUUUCUCUCUAAUGAAUUUGGGGGCCAAAAGGCUCCUUCUGAGACUCCACAGCCAGAAAGGGAAGGCAGCUCUCCCAAAGCCUAGAAAAUCCCUAAGAGGAGAAGGUCAGGCAGGAGGUGGAGUGACUGGGGGAGGGUUGAGAAAAGGGGGCCAGUGUUGGGAGAACCGCCAGUGGCCAGGGAGGGAAGGGGGCACUGGUAAUCAGUCUGCAUAAAGCUUCUGCCUGGGUGCAGAAAGGUGGUCCAGGGUCAAAAUGACAGUCUUUUACCUGGAGAUACUGGUUGUGAGAGCACUUAGCUCAUGCAUAGCACAUAGUAGGUCCUCAAUAAAACCAUGGUUGAAUCCUGA